Messenger RNA from Cavia porcellus (domestic guinea pig), 3424 nucleotides. RefSeq names its product protein serine kinase H1 (gene Pskh1). The record is from RefSeq and is a predicted model, not a curated record. Gene Ontology annotation, biological process: protein phosphorylation. The coding region runs from base 204 to 1487 and encodes 427 amino acids. Gene Ontology annotation, molecular function: ATP binding; protein kinase activity. Lineage: Eukaryota; Metazoa; Chordata; Mammalia; Rodentia; Caviidae. The transcript has 3 exons.
GAUGACGCCACGACGCUGACUCGGGAGGAUGAUGGCGUCGACGACGGCGGCGACGGCGGCAGCGGCGGCGGCGGCUGUGGCCACGGCCGGGAUAUGGUUCGCGGAGCCGCCGAGACGCCGAAGAGCCCGCCGCCCGCUCGAGUUGUAGACGGGGUGCUGCCUGCAGAGCAGGUCCUGCCAGCUUCGCUGGAGAGGAUGCCCCCAUGUCCGUGAUGGGCUGUGGGACAAGCAAGGUACUUCCUGAGCCGCCCAAGGAUGUCCAGCUGGAUCUGGUCAAGAAGGUGGAACCCUUCAGUGGCACUAAGAAUGAUGUAUACAAGCACUUCAUCACAGAGGUGGACAGUGUUGGCCCUCUCAAGCCUGCGUUUCCAGCUGCCAGUCAGUAUGCACCCCCUAGCACUGGUGCCCCCACUACUGGCCACACAGAGCCUCCCUCAGAACCACCACGAAGGACCAGGGUGGCAAAAUACAGGGCUAAGUUUGAUCCACGAGUGACAGCUAAGUAUGACAUCAAGGCUUUGAUUGGCCGAGGCAGCUUUAGCCGAGUGGUACGUGUGGAACACCGUGCAACCCGUCAGCCAUAUGCCAUCAAGAUGAUUGAGACUAAGUACCGAGAGGGUCGGGAAGUGUGUGAGUCUGAGCUUCGAGUGCUACGCCGCGUGCGCCAUGCCAAUAUCAUCCAGCUGGUGGAAGUGUUUGAGACACAGGAGCGUGUGUACAUGGUGAUGGAGCUAGCCACUGGAGGUGAGCUCUUUGACCGCAUUAUUGCUAAGGGUUCCUUCACUGAGCGUGAUGCCACAAGGGUGCUGCAGAUGGUGCUGGAUGGUGUCCGGUAUCUGCAUGCACUGGGCAUCACACACCGUGACCUCAAGCCUGAGAAUCUGCUCUACUACCACCCAGGCACUGACUCCAAGAUCAUCAUCACUGAUUUUGGCCUGGCCAGUGCCCGAAAGAAGGGUGAUGACUGCCUCAUGAAGACCACCUGUGGCACACCUGAGUACAUUGCUCCUGAAGUCCUGGUCCGCAAGCCGUAUACCAACUCUGUAGACAUGUGGGCGCUGGGCGUCAUUGCUUACAUCUUGCUCAGUGGUACUAUGCCCUUUGAGGAUGACAACCGUACCCGGCUGUACCGGCAGAUCCUCAGGGGCAAGUACAGUUAUUUGGGGGAGCCCUGGCCUAGUGUGUCCAACUUGGCCAAGGACUUCAUUGACCGCCUGCUGACCGUGGACCCUGGAGCCCGAAUGACUGCACUGCAGGCCUUGAGGCACCCAUGGGUGGUGAGCAUGGCAGCCUCUUCAUCUAUGAAGAAUCUGCACCGCUCCAUCUCCCAGAACCUCCUCAAGCGUGCCUCCUCACGCUGCCAAAGCACCAAGUCUGCCCAGUCUACACGUUCCAGCCGCUCUACACGCUCCAACAAGUCACGCCGCGUGCGUGAGCGUGAACUGCGGGAGCUUAACUUGAGAUACCAGCAGCAGUACAAUGGCUGAGCCACCAGUUGUGGCACAGGAAACUGUGGUCCCAGCUUGGCUGCACUCUGCUGUGCCAUCUGGGCCCAAUACCCUUUUUUGAAACAGGCCUUAUGGCCAGUAGUAUGUGGAGAACACCUGACCCUAGUACCUUCUCAUGCCUUCAGCAGCCCCUGUUCACAAUGGGCCUGGGUUUGGUAUGAUGGAGUGGAAGUGGCCCAGGAGACUGAGACUCCCUUAUUGGGAAGUCUGGCCUCUGAUACUCUUUUUGGUGGGCAGCUGCUCUGUAUGAGUUUGGAGAAGGGAUGGGUCCUGGCUUUUUCACUGUGUCCCCCAUUCUUUGGCUCUUCCUCAGACUAAAGGGGCUUGCAGUGCUGGGUAGUGUCCUGUGGCCAGGGACCUUUGGAACAGUUCUGCCAGUCCUCUUUCAUCCACAGAGCCUUCCUCUCUAGCUCCCCUCAUUCUUUGGCAUUCUAAUCCUUAAAAUUAGGCUCCAGUGGCAGGCCUAGUUUUGGCUUAGUCAAAGACUGCUGGCCCCAGGUACCUUGACUGGACCAAGAGCUCCUGGUUAGAUAGGGGCGUACCCUGUCUUCCAUUCCAAAUUUUUCUUCCUUUGUGGUGCUGCCAGAAACCCCUCCUGGCCCUAAGACUUGCCAGGACCUCUGGAGGUAGUGCCCUGGUGUAGACUUUAACUCUGGUGGUGUAGGCUCACCUCAGCUCUAGCUGAACUGACUAAGAGGGUUCCUGUUCACCACUCUGUUUCUUUGAGGAGACCUCCAUUUGCCUCCUUCUCCUUGGAUGCCCAUUUUAUUCCCCAGUUGCCUCCUCCUUCCCAACUGUGGGGGUUAAAGGGAGCCCCCACUGCUGCUACCUGGGGUUGGGGGCACCUGGGUCAGGGCAGAGGAUUCCCCCCUUAGGAUCCCAUUGUCAGCUCUAGUGCCAUCCUUUGGUGCCACCAUUGCCUCUUCGCCACUGUGCCUUCCUCUGCAGCUUCAUGAAGGCGCCAUCUAGUGUCUGGCAAAUGAGCAGCCAGAGGUGAGCAAUGGAUGCCCAUAUUGUAUACUCAUAGUCUUCCAAAAGGAAAUGAAAAGGAAAGAGCUGCUGCAUUGCAGGAGGGUCCUGGACUGCUCAGCCCCCUUUCUCAGCUUUUGUGCACCUCUCCCUGGAACUUAGCCAUACUCUGUGACCUGCCUCUGAACCCUGGGUGCCUGGGGUACUGGUCUUGCUGUGAGAACUGCCCUUUUCAUCCUGUGCCCAUUUCCUUUCAUAGCAUUAAUCUUCCAGUAUGGGCCCCACCGAGUCUCAGGCUAGAGGAAGCGCUUGCAGAAGGUUGGGGGGGGGGGUGGUGGGAGGCUGCUUUCCCAGAGGCCUGAGCCAGAACUGUACCAGUAGCUGUUGUGGUAUCUCCUUGUCACCACAAACUAUGCUGAAGCCCAAGGCCUCUCCCUCAAAUAGCUGCUUUCAGAGGGUAAGAAUGUGCCAGGGCCAAGCCUCUGCCUUGACUAGGAUCCUGCCAGCUGGGAGAGUUUGACCCCCACCUAGCUGCUCCCAGUGAGCAGUCUUGGGCUACUCUCCUCUUUCUGUAUGUGCCACCUCCAGUGGGAUACCAAACCAAAGAGACCACUCUGUGCCAAGCCGACUGUGCCUUAUAUGCCCCCUCCUCUGUCCCUACUGUUCUGGGCAAGAGGGAAUAAAAAGGCCAUGCCCUAUAGCCUCAGAAUUUCCUGCCACUUUCUGAAAUAUCUCUAGGGUCCUGAAGUCCCAGGGAAUUAUUUCCUCUCUUGCCCAGGUUAAGCCUGGUCCUGAGAGUAGGAUAAGGGAUUUUGGAGUCUUGGGCCUUCAUGGACCCUGGAUAGAAAAUGUGCAGUUAUUUAUUUUGUGUACUCAGUUUGUAAAUGUAUCCUCUGUAUUCAAUAAACAGGGUGCCCUCCCCAGGGAAGGCUGCCCAUUGAUUCUGA